AUGGGGUCCCCGGGCCAGGCUCCCCUGGGCCCCAAGUAUGUGGGCCUCUGGGACUUCGAGGCCCACACAGCCGAGGAGCUGAGCUUCCGGGCAGGGGACCUCUUCCACGUGGCCAGAAAGGAGGAGGAGUGGCGGUGGACCGUGCUGCUGGACGGGGUGGGCAGGGCCCUGGCCGAGAAGGAGACGGUGGGGUUGGAGCCGUGGUUCUUUGGCCGGAUCUCUCACUCGGAAGCCCUGCACCGACUGCAGGCUGCGGGCACUGAGCUGGGGGCCUUCCUGAUGCGGGUCAGCGAGAAGCCGGGCGCCAACUGCGUCCUCUCGGUGCGGGACCAGCAGACCGUUUGCCAUUACAGGAUCUGGUGGCAGGACGGCCAGUUGCACCUCAAAGAGGCUGUGUCCUUCCCUGGCCUGCCUGAGCUCGUGGACCACCACGAGGCCCAGAGCCUGUCCCAUGGCCUGUGGCUGACCUCGCCCCGCCGAAAGCAUGAGCCAGAGCCCCUGCCCCACUGUGACGACUGGGAGAGGCUGCGGGAAGAGUUCACGCUCUGCAGGAAGCUGGGCUCUGGCUACUUUGGGGAGGUCUUCGAAGGGCUCUGGAAGGACAAGGUCCGAGUGGCCAUCAAGGUGAUCGUCCGAGCUGACCUUCUGCGUCAGCGCACGUUCCAGUCGGAGAUCCAGGCCAUGAAGAAGCUGCGGCACAGGCACGUCCUGGCACUGUACGCUGUGGCGUCCGUGGGGGACCCUGUGUACAUCAUCACAGAGCUCCUGCCCAAGGGGAGCCUGCUGGAGCUGCUGCGGGACUCCGAUGAGAAAACCCUGCCCACCUCGGAACUGGUGGGCAUUGCAGCACAGGUGGCCGAGGGCAUGUGCUACCUGGAAUCGCAGAAUUACAUCCACGGGGACCUGGCCGCCAGGAACAUCCUCGUGGGGGAAAACAACAUCUGCAAAAUCGGGGACUUCGGGCUGGCCAGGCUCAUCAAGCGUGUCUGAUUGCAAAACGUCUACCUCUCCCAUGACCACAGCAUCCUUUACAAGUGGACCGCCCCUGAGGCACUCUCCCGAGGGCAUUACUCCAUCAAAUCUGACAUCUGGUCCUUCGGGGUUCUCCUCCGUGAGAUUUUCAGCAGGGGUCAGAUGCCCUAUCCAGGUACUGGGCAUGUCCAUACCUUCCUGAGGGUAGAGGCGGGCUACCGCAUGCCCUGCCCCCUGAAGUGCCCGCCCACCACACACAAGCUGAUGCUCUCGUGCUGGCACAGGGACCCCGAGCAGAGGCCCCGCUUCAAAGGGCUGCGGGAAAAGCUCUCCAGCCUCAGAAGGUACGAGAACCUGCUCUGA
Molecule: messenger RNA, 1335 nt
Organism: Mesoplodon densirostris (Blainville's beaked whale)
Lineage: Eukaryota; Metazoa; Chordata; Mammalia; Artiodactyla; Ziphiidae
Gene: PTK6
Product: protein tyrosine kinase 6
Biological process (GO): cell differentiation; cell surface receptor protein tyrosine kinase signaling pathway; innate immune response
Cellular component (GO): extrinsic component of cytoplasmic side of plasma membrane
Molecular function (GO): signaling receptor binding; ATP binding; non-membrane spanning protein tyrosine kinase activity
Source: RefSeq, a predicted model, not a curated record